Messenger RNA from Lolium rigidum, 2031 nucleotides. Its product is annotated as F-box protein At5g25290-like. Lineage: Eukaryota; Viridiplantae; Streptophyta; Magnoliopsida; Poales; Poaceae. The record is from RefSeq and is a predicted model, not a curated record. Gene Ontology annotation, molecular function: protein binding. The coding region runs from base 355 to 1827 and encodes 490 amino acids. The transcript has a single exon.
CCUGCAAAACAUUUACUGCUGCCGCCGGAGGCCCAGCUCGCCGGCGCCACCUUCUGCCUUCUCACCGCGGGUAAUUUUCCUCCCCGGUCGACCGGUCGUUGCACAGCCAUGGAAUCAACUGGUCGGAUUCAGAUUCUACAUAUUUUCCGGAGUUUCUGCUGCUACUAGUUUCGUGUCUCCCCCAUGGAUUCGGACUCCCUUCUCCUAAUCGGACAACUAGUGAGGCAUCUAUUCCUAUAAUUUAAGGGCAGCCAAGACGCCCUCUCUCCCAGCUUCAGAUUGCAAGUUCAGUUGGUUGCCACACAAGGAAGCAAUUCAUCUCCAAAAGGCCCGGUUUUGCAAAUUGCUGCUCCAAUGGAGACCUGUAGCGUGGCCAUGAUAGUGAGCUUUGGACGCUUUGGCUUGACAAGUUUGCAUAAGCUGCUGGCUCUGUCUCCCGGUUCACUGCAGAAAUUCAGAGAGGCCUGUAGCGUAGCCAGGAUAAUGAGCUUUGGACAGUUUGGAUUGACAACAUUGCCUAAGCUGCUGGCUCUGUCUCCGGAUUCACUGCAGAAAUUCAGACAAGGCUCACCACGGAUCCCAACUGAGACUCUGUUGCCGGAGCUGCCUCAGGACGUAUUGAUGGAUAUCUUUUCCCUCCUGGAGAUCCCUGACCUCGUGCGUGCAGCAUCUGUUUGCUCCUCCUGGUGCUCCGCAUAUACCUUCUUACGCAGCCACCCAGAGCUAUACAAACGACCACAGACGCCUUGCCUAUUCUACACCUCUGAAUCUUCUGGUGACAACGUAGCAUGUCUCUACAGCCUCGCGGAGAAGAGGGUCUACAACUUAACUCUUCCAGAUCCACCCAUCCGAAGUAGGUAUCUCCUUGGUUCCUCGCAUGGUUGGCUAGUCACCGCCGAUGACAAAUCUGAGCUGCACCUUGUCAAUGCCAUCACCGCUCAACAGAUAGCUCUCCCAUCGGUGAUCACCCUGGAUUAUGUAGUGCCAAUCUUUGACAAUACAGGCACAAUUGUUAACUAUGAGGUGUGGGAGGCACCAGAUGAUUCUGACUCAGACACUGAAAUGGUUGAUCGCGAAUUGUUAUUCCAUGCUCCACCUGACGAGCUUCGUAACGACAUCUACAAGAGCGCCUUCGUUUUUCCGGAUCCGUCCACAGGAAGCUAUAUUGUGGUUCUCAUCCACGGUCCAGGAUGUCAGCUUUCGUUCGCAAGGGUAGGAGAUCGUAACUGGACCUUGCUGCCACCGGGUUGGGAAUAUGAACAGUGCAUCUACAUGGAUGAUCUGCUGUAUGCAUCCACAAGAUAUGGAAGAAUCGAUGCUUUUGAUCUCACCAGUCCUACCAUCACGAGGAAUAUAAUUUCAGAUGAGAUUGACUACAGCAUUGGUGACCACUGGGGGCACCUGUACUUUGUUCAGGGUCCAUGUGGUGGUCUGCUGGAAGUUUGCAGGAAAUCAUCAGGACAUUUAGAUGCGGGUUAUGAGAAGCCUAUACGGAAAACUGACAAAAUAUUGUUACAUAAAAUUGAUAUUGCAGCAAAAGGGCUUGUGAAAAUAAAUGGCUUGCAUGAUCACGUGUUGUUUCUUGGACGUAGCCAGGCACAGUGCCUUAGUGCUGAAGAGUAUCCUCAACUGAAGGCAAACUCCGUCUAUUUCACAGAUGGUGGGGAAUAUAAUUGGCAGUCUAAGAAUAUUCCCCGGGAUAUAGGUAUUCUCAAUUUGGAAAAUGAUAGUACGGAAGAAAUUGCAUCUCCGUUUUGGUGCAGCUGGCCUAGUCCCAUAUGGAUAACACCGAGUCUUACAGUAAUGAACAUGUCAUUGUACAAAUAGGUAGUUUUUUUUAAGAAACUGUCAUGUACCUUGAUUCUGGGAUCUUGACCACAAUUUACCAUUUUUGUGUGGGCAGAUGCUAUUAAAACGGAGGCAUGUUCCGUUUUUCUCUUGUUCAUACCUUGUUUGCUAUAUCUGAUGAAAAAAAUGUGCUUGAGAACCAAAUACUUGGAAUGGAAAUCUCACAUGAUUUGUUUUCCUGAA